This is a messenger RNA of Syngnathoides biaculeatus (alligator pipefish), 2024 nucleotides long. RefSeq names its product neuronal acetylcholine receptor subunit non-alpha-3-like. Gene Ontology annotation, cellular component: synapse; neuron projection; postsynaptic membrane. Gene Ontology annotation, molecular function: transmembrane signaling receptor activity; acetylcholine-gated monoatomic cation-selective channel activity. Lineage: Eukaryota; Metazoa; Chordata; Actinopteri; Syngnathiformes; Syngnathidae. Bases 563 to 2017 code for a protein of 484 amino acids. The transcript has 7 exons. The record is from RefSeq and is a predicted model, not a curated record. Gene Ontology annotation, biological process: nervous system process; signal transduction; monoatomic ion transmembrane transport.
CACAUCAAGGGUUACUCCGCCACUGCGCCAUUAUAGUCCAGUCACGGUUUUGGUUAUGCUCUUUAGUUGACUCAUAAUUAUCGGACAUUGUUUCUUGUGUUUUGGAUCCUGCCUUCCUGGACUGUGUUGUCGUGCACAACCUUCGUUUAUAAUAAAACCCACUGAUCAUCCGUCAGUCAGGGUCCGCCUGUGCACCGUUGGUUCGUGACCGUCGAGUGUCUACAUUUUUAACUUGUCAGUAUGACAAAAGUGAUAGAGAUUAUGAGAGAUGGAUAGAGUACAAUAUAGUGAUAUUAUAUUUAUCAUCUUGUAAUUGACUAGCAACUAGGCCAGGGUAUAGUUAUCCUUUCACCUGAUAUAAACUGGUAAAUGCGAUAUUAAUCAUUCAUGUAAUAACUCCUGGGAAAAGUGGUUUAUAAAUAAAGUGGAGUCAACGUGUGCGCGGGGUCUCUCUGCCCAGUUUGGGAGCGCAGCCUGCCGGCUCAGAAUUGUUGGGAACCCCGACGUGUCUCCGGACGAUCAGACGUUAGCGAGGAGAGGCUGCAGGGGCGCACAGGACACGAUGAAGUUGGUGCUGCUCUUCUUCCUCUUGGCCGCAUCCUGCCCGCUCGCCCUCGCCACCAUCACCGACCCAAAUGAGUUUGUGUCCUUGGCAGAGAUGGAGGACGCUCUGCUGAAGAACCUCUUCCAAGGUUACCAGCGCUGGGUGAGACCCAUUCAGCACGCCAACGACACCAUCAGAGUCCGAUUCGGACUCAAGAUCUCCCAGCUGGUCGAUGUGGAUGAGAAGAAUCAGCUAAUGACAACAAAUGUUUGGCUAUGGCAGGAGUGGACGGAUUACAAACUGCGUUGGAGUCCAGAUAAAUACGGAGGCAUCACGUCCAUCCGAGUUCCAUCUGAAAACAUUUGGCUCCCCGACAUUGUCCUCUAUGAGAACGCCGACGGGCGAUUUGAGGGCUCCCUGAUGACCAAAGCAAUUGUCAAGUCCAACGGGGUCGUCACGUGGACACCGCCUGCCAGUUACAAGUCGGCAUGCACCAUGGAUGUCACCUUUUUCCCCUUUGACCGCCAGAACUGCACCAUGAAGUUCGGCUCUUGGACCUACGAUGGGAACAUGGUAGACCUUGUUUUGAUUGACAACCAGGUGGACCGCAAGGACUUUUUCGAUAACGGAGAGUGGGAGAUUCUCAACGCCACUGGGGCAAAGGGGAACAGGAAGGAUGGCGUGUAUUCCUAUCCUUUCCUCACGUAUUCCUUCAUCCUGAAGAGGUUGCCAUUAUUCUACACACUCUUCCUCAUCAUCCCUUGUCUAGGCUUGUCUUUCCUGACUGUGCUGGUAUUCUACCUUCCAUCUGAUGAAGGGGAAAAAUUGUCUCUCUCCACCUCUGUCCUAGUGUCGCUCACUGUCUUCCUCCUCGUAAUCGAAGAGAUCAUCCCCUCAUCUUCUAAAGUCAUCCCUCUCAUUGGCGAGUACUUGCUCUUCAUCAUGAUCUUUGUCACACUCUCCAUCAUCGUCACCGUGUUCGUCAUCAAUGUACACCACCGCUCGUCGGCCACCUACCACCCCAUGUCGCCAUGGGUUCGCAACCUCUUUCUUCAGAAGCUGCCCAGAAUGCUGUGCAUGCGAGGUCACAUCGACCGGUACCACUACCCGGAGCUGGCUCCUGAAAGUCCCGAGGCGAAGCCACGAUCCGGAGGUCGGCGAGCAGGCCAGAGGGCAAGCGGAGGACAAAGCGCUUCUGAUGGAAAGGAGGACGAGGCCUGGGCCACCAUGCUGGAGAAGGCCAUCUACUCAGUGCGAUACAUCAGCAGACACAUCCGCAAAGAACACUUCAUUCGGGAGGUGGUCCAAGACUGGAAGUUUGUGGCCCAGGUGUUAGACAGGAUCUUCCUGUGGGCAUUCCUGACUGUCUCAAUACUUGGCACCGUUCUUAUCUUCACUCCAGCACUGCACAUGUUCCUCAAAAUCCCUCCACCAAUUCCAAGUGAGGAUCCCACUUCAAUGUCACAGCUUUAGCACGGAU